CCCGACACUGAAUCGGAAGUGCUGGACUCAACUGCGUGGAAAUGGACACUGGUGAGCUGGGUGGGCUACGGCCCCGCAAGGGGAAUCCCGAGGGGGUGACAGCGGGAAAGGUGAACACCGAAGAGGUGUCAGCGACUCCUGCUGCCGCUGCCUCGGCCUCCUGCCAGUACAGGUGUAUCGAAUGCAACCAAGAGGCCAAGGAGUUGUACCGAGACUACAACCACGGCGUGCUGAAGAUAACUAUCUGCAAAUCCUGCCAGAAGCCUGUAGACAAAUAUAUUGAGUAUGACCCUGUUAUAAUUUUGAUUAAUGCUGUCUUAUGCAAAGCCCAGGCCUACAGGCAUAUUCUUUUCAACACUAAAAUAAAUUGUCUUUCUGACUACCAGAUGCACGGAAAACUCUGCAUAUUUUGUUUGCUUUGUGAAGCGUACCUGAGGUGGUGGCAGCUUCAAGACUCAAGCCAGAACACUGAUCCUGAUGACUUCAUCAGAUAUGCUAAGGAGUGGGAUUUCUACAGAAUGUUUGCAAUUGCUUCUCUAGAACAAGCUGCCUUUUUAAUUGGCAUUUUUACUUUCCUGUGGAUAGAACGAUCCAUCACAACCAAAAAAAGACCCAACUUUGUUCUGCUGCUGAAGGCCUUGUUAUUAUCUAGCUACGGAAAACUCCUGCUGAUCCCUGCUGUCAUUUGGGAGCAUGAAUACACCCUGCUGUGCCUGAGAUUCAUUAAAUUAUUUGUCCUUACCUCAAAUUUUCAGGCAAUUAGAGUGACACUGAACAUCAGCCGGAAGCUCUCCCUCUGGGCCAUCCUGUGCGGCCUGCUGAUGGAGAGCACCGUGGUCUACUUCUUCAGGCGGAUGGAAUGGGACCUCGGCAGUGACUGCGCCAUCUAUAAAGCGCAGGACUUCUGAAGAGGGACAGAAGCCCCGUAGUGUGCGUGCAUUCAGACAGGUGUCCUUCUCAGAUGAGACAGAUGUCACUGUAAAUAACUCGGGCCCUUACGCAACCACCCCUGGCACCGGGUGGCCCCUGGGACGUUAGCACAUGGCUCACGGGGUCCUUCCAUCCCGUUACCAUCCUCAGUGGCAUCCACGCCUGUGUCCUCCUUGCACCCAGAGCCCCAUUCUCACGACUCCUCUCACACCCGCGGUCCAGCUCAGUCCCGCCAGCAUCUCAGACUCUGAAGUCUGUCCCGCCGACAGCUGCUGCCGCCCUUUCCAGCCGUCCUGCUCCUUCCCUUCCGCCAUCCCUGCCUUUUGCUGCCAUUUUGACAUCUAGUCCCGUGACCCCUGAUCUCUCCCUCUGCCCUGGCCUCCUCUUAACCACACCCACGGCCUGUGGGCAGUUGCCGAGCUCACCUCCCUUGGUCCCUUGAAGCCCACCGGCCUCUUGCCCUUCUGUCAGACGUGACUCGAUAGAGCUGCUUGCGUGAGUCUCACCGUCUGUUUUCUCCGUAAGUCACAGGGAGUGUCGCUUGCUCAGGCCGUCCCUGUGUAGGCACAGACCCUCCGCUGGCCCUCUGCCUCACGGUCACCUCUAGUGUACGCCCCGGCAGGUGACCUGAAAUCGUCCCCACGCUCCUUAUUCCUGGGCCUGCUCUCUCUCUGCCGAGAAUGGCAGCUGUCACUGGGCCCCCGAGCUUCCGUCUUCACAUCAGAACUUCUCUGACUGGGUGUCUUCCUUCUGCCCGCCGUCCUGCCUCGGGCGAGCUCAGCUUCCUCUCCAGGGCUCUCCAUCCUGUGCGCGGCCUCCGCCCGGCGGUCCCGGUUGGACCCCGGUCAC
Messenger RNA from Pteronotus mesoamericanus, 1779 nucleotides. It is a transcript of the gene ARV1, whose product is annotated as ARV1 homolog, fatty acid homeostasis modulator. The record is from RefSeq and is a predicted model, not a curated record. Bases 42 to 908 code for a protein of 288 amino acids. Lineage: Eukaryota; Metazoa; Chordata; Mammalia; Chiroptera; Mormoopidae. Gene Ontology annotation, biological process: sterol metabolic process; regulation of plasma membrane sterol distribution; sphingolipid metabolic process. The transcript is spliced from 5 exons. Gene Ontology annotation, cellular component: cortical endoplasmic reticulum; Golgi apparatus.